CCUGGGCCCCAGCUGUUAGCUGAUCCAGGCUUUCCUUCCCGUUAGGGCACGCUCUCCACUGGGCCCUGCUGCACUCUUCAGCGCUUUCCUUCCACGUGCCCGCCCUCCCGUUGCGCUAACCGGGCCCUCUGCUCACCGAUGCCUCCUCGCAGAGGUGGAAGACGCUUCCUGAUUCUUGUUUACCCGUACUCGGUGAUCCCUCGUUUAUAUCUCGAGCACAAACGUUCAGAAAGGGAGGUGACUAAUGAGAGAAACCAGCCGCCCCCCUUCUCACCGCCGCCGCCCCCUCACGGAUCACCGAGCCCCCUUUUCCAGCCGGCUACGGUACGGGGCCCCGAGGCUCCGGCCCCGCCUCUCCCCGCCCGACGUGGGCCGGCCUGGGACGUGCUCGGCCCGGCCCCGCCCCUCCGUCCCCCGCCGGCCGCGCUCAGCCAUGGAGCCGUGGGCCGCGGGGUCGGUGCCCGCCGCCUGCCUCCGUGAGUCCCUGCAGCCUCGCAGCCGGGCGCCUGCUGCCAGCUCCCAGCGGGGGCCGCCGCACAAUGCACAGGGGGAGCAGGGUGCAGAGCCGGGCCCUGGCAGCGAGCUGCCCCUCACCCCAGGCUGUGACACACAGACAGAGUUCUCCAAGGUGAGCAUGUCAAACCAGGAGUAUUACCUGAAGCUGGAAGAGCUGAAGAAUGCCCACCUGGAGACCAUGGCAAAAUUAGAAAGUAUGUGUCGGAACAAGCUGUAUUUAAAAGGAGUACAGCCCUUGGAGAGGAACAGCGCUAAGAAUGCUACUUCCAGCGUCUGCUGUAGGCCAACCUGGGAGAAGAGCACAUAUCAGCCUCUAAAUUUGCACAAAUCCUUCUCUGACUCCAGCAUAAGCGAUCCCUUAGGCUCGGGUGUAUCUGAUGGGUCUGACAGAGAACUAUCAUCUGAAGAAAGCUGUAGCAAAACCGGGUCAUCAUUAUUUGCUAAGGAGCGGAUUGCAAGGAUGUGGGACGGGUUCUCGGUGGAGGACUUCAUCCCCCGCAGGAAGCACAGCCUGCCCAGCACAGCGGCUGCCAGGUUAACACGGAAACAGAAGGCAUGGUCACCAAAAGUCACCGUGCCCAAGCCCUUCCAGAUGACAAUUAGAGAAGCUAGAAGAAAAGAACAGAAUGUCAAAUCCAAGUCGCAGAUUGAAAUGGAAAAUAACCUACUCAAGAAGCAGCUGGAGGAAGAAGCAGAGUGUCAGAAAAAGUUCCGAGCCAAUCCGGUGCCCGCUGCGGUCUUCCUGCCGCUCUACCAUGAAAUUGUGCAAAGGAACGAAGAGCGCAGGAAGUCUGUGAAGGAGAGGAGCAAACUCAGGCUUUUGGCUUCUCAGAAGCCAUUUAAGUUCACUGAAAGAGAGAAGCAAAGGGAUGAAAUUAGAAGAAGGCAAUUAAGAGACCUUUCCACACCUGAAAAGAAAACAAAACCAUUCAAAGCAAAACCAGUUCCCAGAUGUGUGUAUAGCCCAUCUGUUAGAGACAAGCUACAGGAGGAAGAGCUCUACAGAGAAAUUCGGAUUAGAAUGAGAGCUGAGGAGCUGCUACGAAAUGCAUCUCUGCCCACCAGCAGGCUGGCUGCCAAGGAUGCCAACAAGAAGAAACACAAGUGUGCUGAACCAAAGGAAACGGAGCAUAAACCCAAGAUCCAACCCAGCGUUCCAGAUUUUGACCAGCUACACCAGAAGUUUCAGAAACGGCUCCGGCAGAGGAAGCAGGUGAAACACCUCACCAUCUGCGAGCCGUUCCAUCUCCGCACUCCAUAUAUUCCUUCAAACAAGGGCAAGGUUUUGAGGGACAUUCAAGAGGAUGAAGAAAGGUUGAGAGAAACACGCUGGCCAUACGCCUCUCCAAGGCGCAGACCCAAAACCAGACAGUCACGCGCAAAUUCACCUCUCUCAGGAUCUGGAGAAUCCAAGUCGCCAAAAGUCACGCAGUCCUCACAACGAAGGCUACAGGCCGUAAGGAAUUCACGUGAGGAAAAGAGAAGGCUGGAAGAACAACAGAAAAGGAACAGAACAAAGCAGAAACAAAGAACAAAAAAACUACAGAAAAUUGUAAUGACUCGGGCUGAGGCCAAUGACCCCCAUCAGAGCCUCGCUCAGAUCUCUAAAUCCAAACUAAAGGCAUUCAGGAAUUCUACAAAGCAGAGAAUGCAGGACUAUUUGCAAGAGUUGCAAGAAAUGGAAGAAAGAGUAAAACAGAGGCCACUACUCUUGGAAAGAGUCGCUCAGAGUAAUGCCAGAAUAGCUGCAGAAAAAUAUUAUUGUAACAGACUGAGAGCUCUGGGGGUAUGCCCAGACUUUGUUUCAAAGAAAGGACAAACAACUAAAUUGCUGGAGUGCUGCAGUGCUGAAGAUUUUGAUGCCAAAGAAAGAGUCAUCAAGGAUAAAGUGAAAGAGAGGGAAUUCUUUGAGGAAGCAGCCAGCAUCAGUCCUCAAUCAGAGCAAUCCUUUGAGGAAGAGAAGAGAAAAGGUGUCAGAGCCCCCAGCUGGGAUGGUGAAUCCACUGAGAGGGAGGAAGAGGAAGAGACACAAGCCAGCCCUCACGUUCAGCAGCCUCACUGUGCAGGAGAGGCGGGGCCCAGCCCUACCUCUGACCAGCACAGGGAAGAAGAGGACCAGAAAGAGGAAAAGGAGGAGGAGGAAGCAAAGGCAGGCCUUCCGCUUGGCCAUUCCCUGGAGGAAGAGAAUGAGGAAGAAGAGGAUGGAUCAAGACCCAGCUCUCAGUCUGACCAGCCCCAUGAGCAGCAAGAGGAGGGUCAGUCUGACCCCGAAGCUGAGGGUGCCUUCCAAUAUGAGGAUGAGGAAUAUGAAAGUGAUGAUUCUGAAGAAAAGCCCAGUGAGGAGGAGGCUGACUGAAGGGAAGGCAGACAGGUUCCAGCGCACCAGGCUGGAACCUGGAAAUAGACACCAAAACCAUGUCUUUUUGCUAUUAAUAUAAAAAACUGUGAAUUUAAAACUCUUAACAGUUUUUCCAGCACAGAAACUGUGUUGAUUUUCCAGUAAGAAAGAUUAAUUUACUUAUUCCCACCAAGAAAAAAAAAAAUCAGUUAUUUUAUAUCCUCUUCUUUAUUCUAGACUUCAGUGACACUCAUGCACUUCUGUUCCUAAAAUGAACAGCAACCAGUGUUUAAAAGUGUCUUGCGUACUGUGUCAUUAAGUACUGAGGUCUCACUACAUCCAGCAGUAAUUUGCCCUUGCCUCCAGUCUCAAACACUGGGGUCCUUUUGGGCUCUGUUCCUGCAGUAUCUUCAAGGAUGGCAGUGAAGCAACAGGGGUUUGUUGUGCAAAAUCUCGUGUUUAGUAGAGCAGCUACAGGGAAGACAACUGCAGUCAGACAAAACAGCCACGUUCACCUGUUUGGUUCCUCCCUCCUGUUUGCUCCCCAGCAGCAAGCUGGAUUGGUUCAGUGAUUGGCCAGGGAGUGCCAGGGUUGGAAAAGAAGGAGGUGUCUGCUUUUGGAGGAAACAAGUUGUUAGAUGGGUCACCAUAAAUAAUUUGUGUACCUAAUAUAGGAAUAGUAUUACUCAUUACUGAAGGCUUGGCAUAUAGAGAAGAAAAAAUGCACUGUAAUACACUGAGAGGGGUCAUUUCAAGUUUUCACAGAGCUUUUUAACAGUAAUGGACAAGCGAGGUAGAAGAAUAAGUCAGUAGAAUAUGUUGAGGAAAGAAAGUACUAUUCUGCAGGUCUGGUGCUACUGCCCAACCAACAUAGAAAGUUGUGCUCUUUCACCUCCAUUUUGUUUCAAAGAGCUCUUUUGUGAUCAUGUAAAAUAAUUAUUAACAAGUGCUGACAUUAACCUUCACACUUUAUCGAGAUAGUAAACAGAUACUGUGAAAAGAGAACCUUAUAACUUCAGAUAAACACACAACCCUACUCAGGGCUUCAGCUACUAUGCAAGAAAGAACGCAAACAGGUUUGUUUCCCACCCCAUUGUUUAUAUCCCCAGUAGCUUCUCCUACUCUUACAAGCUUUCUUGCUAACCUGUCGUAGACAUUAGAAAACAGAAUAAAAUAAAACGCUCCCAUAACAAACCACCAAUCAGUAGAGAGCAGAGCAUAACACAGCAUCGCUCAGGCUCUGAAAAAGCACAUUCACUAAAUAGUAAACACAUUUGUUGAAGUGACCAAGUCUACAGAAGCAUCUGCAAUGACUAAGAAUACAGGUUUGGUGUUCCUGUGUUUCAACUCAACUUUCCUUCCACACUGUACCUGUUGUUAUUUAUUCCUCCUGACUUUGAGAAUCUGUCUCACUACUUAGAUUUUUUUCUUUUUAUUUUUCAUAUGUGGCAUAACUAAUACAAGUUUGAAACUUUUUUUUUUACUUAAAUAAAGUCUCCAUUCCACAUCUAUCUUA
Numida meleagris (helmeted guineafowl) is the source of this 4370-nucleotide messenger RNA. RefSeq names its product family with sequence similarity 161 member A (gene FAM161A). Gene Ontology annotation, biological process: cilium organization. The record is from RefSeq and is a predicted model, not a curated record. NCBI's taxonomy places the organism in Eukaryota, Metazoa, Chordata, Aves, Galliformes, Numididae. Gene Ontology annotation, cellular component: ciliary basal body; cilium; photoreceptor connecting cilium.